Molecule: messenger RNA, 765 nt
Organism: Lathyrus oleraceus (garden pea)
Lineage: Eukaryota; Viridiplantae; Streptophyta; Magnoliopsida; Fabales; Fabaceae
Exons: 2
Coding region: 130-618 (162 amino acids)
Source: RefSeq, a predicted model, not a curated record
UUUUUCAUCCCUAUUUGUACCUAACUUAAUAUAAUAAACUCCCAUCAUUAUUAUUAGUAGUAUAAUGCUAACACGUUCAACGCAACAACUUUGAUCUUAUCAGUUCAACUCGAAGAAACCACCUUAAAGAUGAGGAAAAGUGGGAAAGAACAAAAACAGAACAAGAUUGUGAGAAUAAUAACAACACCGAUAAGAGUACUAGGUAAAGCCAAAGACAUGUACGUAAGAAGCAUAACAAAGUGCGGUAACAACAUGAAUUACAGCAACCCAAUAGAUUCUACUGGAAGAUUCCAGAAUUUACCAAGAAGUUACAGCGCGGUAACUACCAGAUCUGCUGGUGCUGGUGAUAGCGAGGAUUUUGUUGACUUAAUCAGAGCAGCUUCAGCUAGAACUUUGGUUAACCGGAUUGAUAUGGAUUUGGUUCUCAAGCAAGAACCUGCCACGUCGCGACCCGUUUCUACAAACGGGUUACCCAAAUCCGUUAGUGUUGGAAUGGGUCGGAUUGAUGAAGAAAAGGCUAGUGAUUUGGGUGAAGGUGUUGGUGAUGUUCUUGUGCUGGGAAAUUCUUAUCCAAGAAGUAGAAGCUAUGCUGUUGGAAAGAGAAAUGGUGUUUUGUGAAUUUGAUCAUUGGAAUUUUAUGUUCUGGUAAUUUUGAUUUCUAUUUUUCAUUGGAUUUUUUUUCUUGGAUGCUAUUGGUUCAUACCUCAUGAUAUAUCAUAUACUAGCACCACUCAAUCAAUGCAAUUCCAUUCUUCCUGCUGCUAA